CUGAGGAACACAAAAUCUAAAUUCCAUUGGACAUUGCUCUGAAGACACCUUCAAAAUUGAGAUUUUCAGACUGAGAGUCUGAUUGUAAAAAUCAGCAAAACUAGAACAGCAGAAAGAGGAUUCAAUCAGCUGAUUGCAGGCUAUUGAACUAGGAGAGGAAUAUCAAUCUGCAGAGGCUGGACAUGGGGACAGGGAGGCUGCCGUUCUUCCUGCUGUUACCACUGUUCGUUCCUGGAGCAGUGCAAGGGGAGGUGAUCCAGGAUUUCAGCAAAUGUGCCUGGUUCUUUCAGGGAAAGGUACCACCACAGGGUUUCGACACUCAGAACCGCGUCAAAAUCUGCCAGAAGUACAAGAACCAUUACCACUUUGUAACCUUGUACCGCACGGAGCUGAGAAACCCCGUCUACUCGGCGUACAGGUAUCCCUGCACCAUGGGGGUUAACAAGGAAAAGAGACCCAGUCCAUGGUUUUAUGAGCCACAGAUCGAUCAUCCACACGCCUCACCUGAAAUGACCAGCAGCAACAAUCCCUCCAGUGACUAUCAGGCGGUGGAUGCAGAUUACCGUGGCUCGGGGUAUGAUCGAGGUCAUCUAUAUCCCUAUUCUUUUAAUAGGAAUGACAGUGCUACAGCCACCUGCACCCUCACCAAUGCAGUCCCACAAGAGCACAAAGCCAACGUGAACUGGGCAAAGGAGGCAGAAGAUUUUGUCCUCAAGUUGGCAAAGAUUUGCCAUAAAUCUGGCCGCUCGGCCUACAUAGUGACGGGCUCAGCCAAUUCCACCACCAUCAAAAUGAAGAACAAGGUGAUGGUGCCUGAGGUAGCCUGGACUGCCCUUUGCUGCACUUCCUCACCAAGCCCAAAUACUGACCCCUGUCUAAGUAACCGUGUGUUGUCAGAGGGGCAGGAUGUACCGAGGUACGAUAAAGAUUUCUCCGCUGCUUUCAAGAAAAGGAUGUUGCCAGAAAAGCCAGCAGUCAGACUGACCGUGAGGGAGCUGCAGAAGGAGCUGGGAGUGGGCAAGAUAUUUGAGAGUUGCAGAGGGACAAGUGCAGAUGAUGAGGUGGAGACCUUCAGAGAUGUGACCCUCCUGAUUGGAGCAGAAAUGUCUGCAGUAAAUGGAGUAGACUCAGUCAAGAGAUGGUCGUGGGAAUUUGCAGUAAUGUGUUGUCUCCUUUCGGAGAUUGUGUUGAAGUGGAUGUAAUGGCUGAAGUUGGCAAAUUUGCUGAAACUUCCCAUGUUAGUGAUUUUUUGGUCUGUUAGUCUCACUAUCAAUUACAUUGUGGACCAGAACAAACCCUAUCAGAAUAUAUUAAAAAGAUAGUCUAGACCCUAACUGCCUCUUAGUUUAAAGGUAAGUGUUAGAUGUUGCAUUCCAGAAGCAAUUCAAUUGGUCAAAAUACUCAACAUUAAGCAAAACACGCUUUAUUCAAAUACUGCAGUUAAAAUACAACAAAAGAAAAAAAAAGAAAUUGGAAUAACAACUUUAUUGGAAAGCUAAAUAAUGGAUUAUUUAGCUACUAAACAAUAACUAUUCCAAUAUAAUAACAUUACAUAAACACAUAAUUGGCAAAAGGCAAAUUCAGUAAAAUAGAUUGUCUCAGAGGCAAUUCUCUAGUCCAGGAGGAAAAAUAUCAAGAGAAAACUCUGAGAGAGAGAGAUUAGAGGGACAGGUGUACCUGCAGCUUCCAAACCCAGCUUCAAGAUCUCAGCAACUGCUGCUACUGAGAAACUAAGAUGAAAAAUUCUGGUUCUGUGGGAGUUUGACCCCACCCUUUCAGGCUGCUUCUAUUGUUUCAACGUUUAAAAAGCCUUACAAGUUGUUUACUUUAUUGUAUUCAAAUAAACAGUUCUGCACCUCUGUUUUAAAACCUCUCUUCAAAUAAAAGCAGGACAAAAUAAACCCAUUGUAUCAUCACAAUUACAUUGAAUAAAUAUCUCAUUGCUGAUGUUGCUUGGUUAAAAAUCUUAAACACUGAGAAUGUGAACAGACAUUGUUCAUUUAAUCUCAUUAUCUGUUUGUAAUUCAUUGUACUCAUAGAACCUAUCAGGCCAUUCAAUACAUUUGUGUCCAUUCUGUAUCUCAACUACAUUCACACACUUUCAUCUCCCCACUCAGAAUAUCCAUACCAACCAGAAACCAACAAUCUCAGCUUUCAACUUUUCAAUUCAACCUCAGCGUCCUCACUUUCUUGGUGUGAAGAGAAUUUCAGAUUUCUGUAAACUUAAACAGUAUACUAAUCAGUCUCUCGGAGACCUAAUUUAAAACAGAAAGUAUGCAGAUACUGGAAAUCAGAAACAAAAACAGAAAAUGCUGGAAAAGCUCAGCAGGUCUGUGGAGAGAAACCAGAGUUAAUGUUUUGGGUCCAGUGACCUUUCUUCAGAACUGUUCCCAAACAUCUCUGUUUUUGUCCCUGAGACUUAAAUUGGAUGUCUUUACACUUUCCUACCUAUCUUCGUGUCUUCAGUAAAUUUAGGGGCCAUUCCUUUGAUUCGUUCAUACAAAUCAUUUAUCUAAAUUAUAGAGUAAUCCCUGUGGUGCACCAUUUGUGACAUCCUGCCAGCCUGAAACGACUCACAUAUUCCUGCUCCCUGCUUCCUGUCAGGCAACCAAUCCUUUAGCAAUGCUACUAUAUUGCCCCCUAUACCAUGAGAUUUCAUUUUCCGCAAUAUCUUUUGAUGUGGCACCUUAGAUAUAUCAAGAGUUGAAAAAGAAUCAUACUGGACUCGAAAUGGUAACUCUAUUUCUCCCUCACCAGACCAGCUGAGUUCCUCCAGCAAUCUCUAUACUUUAUUCAAAUUUCCAGCACCUGCAGUAUUUUGCCUUUAUUUGAGCGAAAUUAGUAUAUUGGGUUGUAUUUAAAACACUGGAAGUCUGGUUUAAAAUGACUAAUCAGUCACUGUAAUCUCUGUGUAGGUGAAAGUAAUUAGGAUCAGAUAAAGUUUGAUUAGCCCCAGACAGAAUGAACUCACAGUGAACUGAAUGACUGCAUGAAAAGAGAAUUGUCCCAAAUCAAAUGUAAGAAAGAGUUAUCAACUUAAUGCUGUUAUGUAUA
Hemiscyllium ocellatum (epaulette shark) is the source of this 3054-nucleotide messenger RNA. RefSeq names its product endonuclease domain-containing 1 protein-like. The transcript is spliced from 2 exons. Lineage: Eukaryota; Metazoa; Chordata; Chondrichthyes; Orectolobiformes; Hemiscylliidae. Gene Ontology annotation, molecular function: metal ion binding; nucleic acid binding; hydrolase activity. The record is from RefSeq and is a predicted model, not a curated record. Bases 183 to 1202 code for a protein of 339 amino acids.